Messenger RNA from Cladophialophora carrionii CBS 160.54, 4752 nucleotides. RefSeq lists its product as uncharacterized. Gene Ontology annotation, cellular component: cytosol. Bases 1 to 4752 code for a protein of 1583 amino acids. NCBI's taxonomy places the organism in Eukaryota, Fungi, Ascomycota, Eurotiomycetes, Chaetothyriales, Herpotrichiellaceae. The record is from RefSeq and is a predicted model, not a curated record. Gene Ontology annotation, biological process: tRNA methylation. The transcript is spliced from 4 exons.
AUGGAUAGGGAAACUGUUUCUCGAGCCUUGGCCGAAGAGGUGCCGCUGUCCGUUUCACUUCUCUCGGAACUGGGAAAGGGAUCAUUGAGAAGGGACCUGCUCAAUGCGCUCGACGGGCGGCAGGUGGCUCGACUGCGCAGUCUGUGGCCAAAACUCGUCCUGACAGCAAGCAGUCCCCAUGUGAAUGAUCAUCAUAUCACAGCGGCAUCAAAUGCUCUAUGUGUCUAUCUCAAUGGCGGCUCGAUGAGCCCUGCCGCCGAGCUUCGAAAUCAUGUCAUCUCCCAAGACACGUGGUUCGAAGCCUUCCAAUGUGCUCACAAGGCCUUCAAUGACGGCAAGACGAAACCAGCAAAUCAGGUCCUGGAAACCCUCUGUGAUCUGUUCUCGAAGCUGGAUGACACCACGGGCAGCCUGGUCCUCAAGAGGGCAUCUCUGCCAUUAUUGAAAACCAUCUUGCUAGCUUCGCCCCGAUCUGAUAUCAAGAAGGCUUCUCUUAUGUUAGCAUACUUGCACCGAAGGACUCCGUUACUUCCGCUUCUGGAUGAACUGGUGUUACAAUGUGUCAAUGAGAACGACUAUGCCUGGAGACAGCGCUUGGCGGAACAUCAUGUCAUGAUAUCCGACGUUUCCAAUAUCGACAGGGGAAGUAUCCCUCAUCUCUUCGUUGCACUGAUCUUUGCAAUGGUAGACCUUGAUACGAGAAGUGCCGCGUUGAAGCUGUGCACGUUCCUGUGCGACGACAGUCGCCGAAACACCGACGUUUCCAAUUCACCGGCGGUGAUCGAACGGUCCAUAGAGCUGUACUUGGAGAGAAACCAUGCAGCAUCAGGCACAUUCGCGGAGAAUGUGCUACCUAUGAUCCUAGACAAGAAGGAAAAACUCAUCGCUUUUGCGCAGCGAUAUGCUAGUUCUAGCUAUGGUAGAGGUGCAGAUAUGUCCAUUUUUAUCGCUGUCCUUAAAGCUGGGCGUGCAAAAGGGAUUUUGUCCGAAGCUGAGAUGUUCGACGCCUUCGGUGUAGCUUUCAAGGAUGUGGCCUCGACGAACGUCGACGAAUCAAACAACAUGUACUGGUUCAAGCAAAUGUUGAAGACCGCGGAUCCCGAGCUGCGGAUACUCACAUAUGGACUACUAACAAUCUCACCAGCUGGCAACGCUACAGUCAGCCCCAGCGUACUCGACUGCGUUGCCUUCAGCAUGCGAUAUCUCCAUGAUGAUCCUGACGCCCAUGAAAGGGGUGAGAUUCUGAGCAUUACAAAGAGACUCUUGAGAAGGCUUCAAAACAGUGCCACAGCCUUGAGGAGGGUGACGCACCUCGUUGAUGCCGAUGAAGAAGCCAAUAUCGUCCUGGAUUCAUACAAAUCAUUCGUGGGGAGAUUAUAUGACUUUCUGAAGACAGAGCUCUGCACAGGGGCGUCAUAUCCCCGUCAUAUUCUCGCUGUACUCUCCUUACAGUAUCUUUUUGACCUCAAGAUGGAUCCUGACUUGCUGGUAGGCGACAAAAGCCUUGUUCAGGCUUUGAUCUGCCUUGUCAUCGACCCAUUCGAAGAUGUCCGGAGCGGCGCAGCAACUCUGCUCCGAACGCUAGCCUGCAAGGAUCAUAGCUCGGUUGCAAGUGUUCUGACUCCUUCCCUCCUCCAGAAGGUCCAAGUCCUUGCCGUCAGGACUGGUAGGGCCGAUCAUGCAGAUGCCAUGGGUCGACUUAGCGCUUUGAGAGGUGUCUCCUCCUCUCCUUCGAAUGGCGUGCCCGUGGAAACCGACAGCACUGAUCUUGUCGAAGAAAUUCAGCAUCUCAAGGCUCUGACUUCAAAGCAAGGAGGCUUCGAACUGAGACCUGGCUGCGCCAUCCCAAUCCAUGGUCUCUUAUUAGGUAUCAGUUAUCGGUUACGCUAUCUCCAGGAUGGUCAUCUCUCAUCGUUUGAUUUCACGCUCUUGGAGGCGUGUGCAAACGUUUGGGAUCAAGUGAGAAAACAGCUUUGCGUGGACUCUCCGGAAAGAGCCUCGGAGAUAGAGACCAAAACUGACGAUGAAGGCCCCAAAGACCUUCUGGCCUUUUCGUGGAGAGCGCUUCGUGAUUCCAGCAUCGUCCUUCAAUCGCUGAUCGCCAUCGUGACACCCUCUCGCGAACUCCUUCACGCCAUCGGCAGCCUUUGCUUAGACCAGCUGAUCUCGUUGCGGCAUCGAGGAGCUUUCUCGACUGUUGCACAAACAUUCAGUCAGUGUUGUGAGAAGAUCCGCUUGUCCGUCGAUUCAUCCAUACGUGGACUCAUCCAGGAAUGGUACACGGCUGCUCUGGACCAGAUCGACGAGCAAGCGAAUCGCUUGAUCCGGCGAUCGGCUGGGCUCCCAGCAAUGAUAACCGCACUUCUUAGUCCGGCUGACCGGAAACUAUUCUCGAGAACCUUUGCCGACCUGACAGCUAUUGCACAGAGGCCAAUUGACGAUGCUUCUCUUCAGGAGAUCGGAGAAAUGAAGCUGCCCCAGGUUCAUGCAUUGAACUGCCUCAAAGAUAUCAUGACGAAUUCGAGAUUUUCGGCUGCUGUUGUCCCCUACCAGGACUCAAUAAUGGAGCUCGCUGCGGCUUGCCUGUCGUCAAAGAUCUGGGCAGUUCGCAAUUGUGGGCUCAUGCUUUUGCGCGCCUGCAUCAAUCGUCUUGAUUCCUCUAGUUCAUUACCACGCCAGAAUCUGAGGGACCAGUCCCAAGCCGGGGGAGAAGGCAAGCCGCCAUCGAUGGUUGCGUUCCGCCUACUUGACAAAGCUGGGCCAUUGCCCGGGUACGACAGCCACGGCCCAAGCAAUGCCGUGGAAGACAUUUUCGCUGGCCUGGAUCUACUGGGACACGCGAUUUUAGCCGGGUCAAUGGCAGAUGUGGCCGAGAAACUCGUCAUGCGGCAGCUUGGGAACCCAGCUUGGACUGUCAGGGACCACGCAGCUCUGCUACUGGCUACUCGCAUAAGGAGAGUAAGCCCUGUUACAGCAAUCAUGGCGUUUCUCGGCAAUGGUCUCGUUGGCACGGAAAAUCGGGUCCAUGGUGUUUUGCUUUGUUGUCGAUACCUUUUGGAACAGGGUAUGAGCAUCGUAACUGAGACUGAGCUCGAGUUGCUUGUCGACACACUCAUUCGAGACAUGACGCUCGCUAAUGGGGAUCUGGCUCGCCAUUCACCCUACGUCUACACGGCAUGCAUGGAUGUGCUCAACGACGUCGCGUCAUGUAUUCUGGAGCGCGGCUGGAGUCACCAAAUCCUCAAAACGGAACCUCUCACCAAAAGAAUCAGGAACCUCCCGACGACCAACUCGCAGCAUGGACCCCAGUUGUUGCAAAGGAUACUACUCCAUGAGACUUAUCACAUUCUGAUGGUAGGCAAGGAUUUGCCUAACGGAGGCGAGGUGGCUGCAAACGGGAUAUCGCAACUCAUCGACAAUAUAGAUGCUCUCAGCUUUGCGUUGGAUGUCCUGUGCCAGAGGAACUGCCACAGACCUUGUGCACCUUUACCUAUCUUCCUUGCUGGAUUAAUUGAUCAAGCAUUUGAAAGGGCGUCUCCACCGCAAUAUGUUCUCGAGCAAACUUUCACCUGCUUGACACGGAGUCUUGAGCAUGGCAUGGCAAUGCCACUGGCGACGGCACAAAUGGUGUUUCGACGAAUAGAUUCUGCUGAGUUGCACACUCCGCGCGAACUGCGGAACACAGCACUGAAAUUACGAGCAUCGCUGUUGGGAGUUGUUCGACUUGCACAUCCACAACCUCCAGACUAUCAAAGACAAGUUGAAGAGUGGCUUCGAGUGGCCGAAGAUAGUGCAAGAGACGACCUAGACUUUCCUUCGAGGCUAAGCGCUGUCGCGGCGGUUUCAACCUACAUCGGCCACAUGGAAGACUCUGUCACCCCCCAGCAACUCCCUGGUGUACGGCUACGACUUCUCUUACUCCUGUACGACCUACUUAAUGACGACGACGAAGACAUCAGGCUUGAGGCAGUUCAUGCUGGCCGAAGAUUCAAACUCCACAAGACGUCUGCAAUGGACAACCUGGAGUAUUGUGCCGUUGCGGCAAGAGAGGAAGUCCUGCACGAGUUGAAGCGCCAGGCUAAAGCAUUACCAGAACUCACUGAGGUCGCCCUAGUCAAUGUGUUACGGCUUGGGCACAAGACGGGCGGUAUUUCCGGGCCGUCUGGACUUGGAUCGACUGCUCUUUUGGAAACUCCGGUGGCUUCUAAGCUGGGCAGCAUCGCAAGAAAACUGAAUGACCUCUUUGCAGAAGAGAGACAAAAUCUCUACAUUGACGACAUCCGCGAGAUCGACACUUGGACUGGAGUAUUCGACGAUGAAGGAAUCGACCAUCUGGCUCCAGACGUGUUUGAGGCGGUUAUGAAAUGGACGCUGGAUGGUCUAGAUACGGUCAACGACACGCUCGAAAUACAACAGCUGAAAGCUCCAAGCGACCAGCUCAGAUCUCUAACAAACCAGCCGACGAGGGAUUUCAAGGACCAGGAUGUAGCUAGCGGCGCAUGCGCGAAUCGGAUCCAGCUCUGCGAAUCGCUGUUUGGUCAUCCUCUCGGCGUAACAUACGAUCAUGAGAUACUGGUGGUUCUGUACCAAGUCGUCAGCCUCGCGGGAGUGCUCUACCGUCACGACAGGAAGGCAUACAAAGGAAAACUGCGAGCGAAGCUGCAAAGAGUGAAAGAAGUUUGCUCAAGCCUUCCCGUGAAUCCGGUGCUUCUGGGUGCGGUCGAACGUGCUCUUAGCAGGCAGUGUAGAUGA